Molecule: messenger RNA, 1207 nt
Organism: Erigeron canadensis
Lineage: Eukaryota; Viridiplantae; Streptophyta; Magnoliopsida; Asterales; Asteraceae
Product: nudix hydrolase 15, mitochondrial-like
Exons: 4
Coding region: 77-886 (269 amino acids)
Biological process (GO): coenzyme A catabolic process
Molecular function (GO): coenzyme A diphosphatase activity; acetyl-CoA hydrolase activity
Source: RefSeq, a predicted model, not a curated record
AAUAAACGUUAAAAAGGCUGUCAAAUAAGUACAUGUAUUUCUUUGACCCAAUCAUUACUAUCAUCAUCAUAAUAACAUGGCUUCAAUAAACAACAAUAGUAACAAGGGAGGGAGUUCAGCGUGGUUAACGGCGUUACGAGAGCAGCUCCGCCGUUAUAAAGCGCCGACAGAUGAUGAUGAUGAAGAAAAAGAAGUUAGUGGGAUGGGUAUUGUGGAAUCUGCAGCAACCGCCCCAAUUGCUGAAAGAUUCAGACCAAAAAAGGCAGCUGUAUUGAUAUGCCUAUUUCAAUCACAAAAUGAAAAUCAUAAUAAUAAUAAUAAUAAUAAUGAUAAUAAUAAUAAUAAUAGUUUGCGUGUCAUUCUUACUAAAAGGUCUUCUAACCUCUCUACACAUUCAGGUGAAGUCUCGUUGCCUGGGGGAAAAGCUGAGGAAGAUGAUGUAGAUGAUGCUCACACAGCUACAAGGGAAGCAAAGGAAGAGAUAGGCCUCGAUCCUUCACUUGUAGAUGUUGUUGCCCUUCUUGAGCCAUUCUUGUCGAAACAUCUUCUCCAAGUGAUCCCUGUAAUUGGUAUACUUUCUGAUAGAAAUGCAUUCAAUCCAACUCCUAAUGUUGAUGAAGUAGAUGAUGUCUUUGAUGCUCCUUUGGAAAUGUUUCUAAAGGAUGAAAAUCGAAGAUGUGAAGAAAGAGAGUGGAUGGGAGAUAGGUAUCUGAUUCAUUACUUUGACUAUGAAACGGGUGGUAAAAAAUAUUUAAUUUGGGGUUUAACUGCCGGGAUUCUGAUUCGAGCUGCAUCAAUUGUGUACCAAAGACCACCUGCUUUCCUAGAACAAAAUCCCAAAUUCAAGGUCCCUGGAACUGUAAACAAGGACACCAUAAUGCCUUAAACCAUUGGCUUUAAAUAAAUCUUGGUCAACAGCAUGUGUUGAAUUGCAACACUUGUUUUUUGUAUUUUAUUUUUUUUAUUGGUAUCGAGGCCUAGGUUCUGGAGAAUAUCAUGGAUGGAAUGAAGAACCACGCUGCAUUGGCAGAUCAUCUGGCCAAGUUGAUGGGCGGCAGGUUACCUUUCCUAUUCCGCAUACAAAUAGGUAAAGAGACAGAAAGUAUUAAUUUUUGGUUAGGGACAAAUUUACCUUCAAAGUGUUGUAAUAUUUGCUUGACUAUAUGUACAAACAUUUGACUACUUAAUAAACAACAAUGAUACCAAA